Molecule: messenger RNA, 748 nt
Organism: Heterobasidion irregulare TC 32-1
Lineage: Eukaryota; Fungi; Basidiomycota; Agaricomycetes; Russulales; Bondarzewiaceae
Exons: 1
Source: RefSeq, a predicted model, not a curated record
AACACAGCGCAAAGCAAUCAACAUCGUUGCAAAAACAGGACUGUCAACGAGCGCCCCGCAUAAUCGAUACAGAGCGAGUGUCUUCAGUGUAAGGUCAGCCAGCCACGGAGACUAGGCUUGGAACAGCAGGCACAAGCGGACGCUACCCUCCUCAGCAUCAAUCUCCACACAUGCCACUCACAUGCCCCAAAGCCACUCUUUCCGCUGAACAAUCAAAUCUAGCCACACAAAUAGUGAACGAACAAACCAAUAAUCGCCGAGGCGACAGACGAGAGCUGAGAACUGAGCGCUGAGCGCUGACGAGAGACCAGCGACCGCACGCGACGCGACGCGACGAAGCACGCGGGAGCAUGAGUAUAACCAACCAAAUACGUGUGCGAGUGCGAGUAUGAUUUAUGUAGCUGUGUACGUAGAAGUAUGAGUAUCAAUUCAGUCUUGGAUCGGGAAUCAAGGAUCGGGGGGCGAGUGCCGAGCUGCGCCGGAGGCUAUGGGAGGCUAUGGGCCGAUGUCAAUGUCGAUGUCGAUGUCGAUGUCGAGAGAAGGGAAGGCGGUGGGAAUGCUCGUGGCCGAUGAGACAGGAUGGGAAUGGUUGGGCUGGGAUGGGUGGGAUGGGUGGGACGAGACGAGAACAGGAUGGGCGAGAUGGACAUGGACGUGGGAUGCGUGGGUGGGAAUCGGGAGAUCGUGACAGAGACAACGACCCACAAGACGAAACAGGAAAAACAACUAAAAAAGAGAAAGAAACCGG